Molecule: messenger RNA, 2209 nt
Organism: Ipomoea nil (Japanese morning glory)
Lineage: Eukaryota; Viridiplantae; Streptophyta; Magnoliopsida; Solanales; Convolvulaceae
Product: replication protein A 70 kDa DNA-binding subunit B-like
Exons: 12
Coding region: 92-1972 (626 amino acids)
Biological process (GO): telomere maintenance via telomerase; meiotic cell cycle; nucleotide-excision repair
Cellular component (GO): DNA replication factor A complex; nucleus
Molecular function (GO): single-stranded telomeric DNA binding; damaged DNA binding
Source: RefSeq, a predicted model, not a curated record
UUAUUCUCAAUUUCUCCCAUUCAUUCCUCUCCUCCCUCCGCGCGGAGCCUUUUCUUUGUGUGGAUUUCUACCUACGCCGUUGUCUGCAGAGAUGGAGAUUUCAGUUAGCCAAGAUGCCAUAUCCACCAUUCUAGCAAACCCUUCGCCGGAAUCUGGGUCUGACCUACCGGAGAUAGUCGUCCAAGUCGUGGAUCUAAAGCCAACCGGUAACCGAUACAUGUUUACGGCCAGUGAUGGGAAGAUGAAGCUUAAGGCGAUUUUGCAGUCUAGUAUGUCAUCCGAGGUCAUCUCUGGAGCUAUUCAGAACUUGGGCCUUGUUCGGAUUCUUGAUUAUACUCUCAAUGACAUCCCCAUGAAGAAUGAAAAGUACCUAAUUGUAACAAAAUGUGAGGCUGUGUCUCCUUCCCUUGAGGCUGAAUACAAGGCUGAGGCUAAAAGUGAAGGGGCUGGCAUUAUAUUGAAGACAAAACAGGAACUAGAUGUUAAAAGUGUUCAGGAAAGUGAGACAGUUGGCAUUACUUUAAAGCCAAAGGAAGAAACUGUAGCCAAAUCAGCUGCACAGAUUGUACAUGAGCAGAAUGGAAACAUGGCACCAACAGCACGCAUGGCAAUGACCAGGAGAAUUCAUCCACUUGUUUCCUUGAACCCAUACCAAGGAAAUUGGACAAUUAAAGUUUGUGUUACUAGCAAGGGAAACAUGCGGUUUUACAAGAAUGCUAGGGGAGAAGGCUGUGUCUUCAAUGUUGAGUUAACAGACCAGGAUGGCACACAAAUUCAAGCAACAAUGUUUAAUGAAGCUGCAAAGAAGUUCUAUGACAAGUUUGAAUUGGGUAAAAUGUAUUACAUUUCAAAGGGAACUUUAAGAGUGGCUAACAAGCAGUUCAAGACGGUACAGAAUGAUUAUGAAAUGACCCUGAAUGAGAACUCUCAAGUGGAAGAGGCUAGCAAUGAAGCUGCUUUUAUUCCUGAAACUAAAUUCAAUUUUGUCCCAAUUGAUGAACUGGGUCCGUAUGUAAAUGGACGGGAGUUAGUUGAUAUUAUUGGUGUUGUUCAAAGUGUUUCUCCUACAAUGAGUAUCCGGAGGAAGAGUAAUAAUGAGAUGAUUCCGAAGCGUGACAUAACUAUUGCUGAUGAGACGAAAAAGACUGUUGUGGUGUCUCUAUGGAAUGAUCUUGCCACCAGUGUAGGACAAGAAUUGCUAGAUAUGGCUGACAAAUCUCCAGUAGUUGCAAUCAAAUCUGUUAAAGUUGGAGACUUCCAAGGUGUUUCUUUAUCAGCAUUGAGCAAGAGUACAGUGCUGGUGAAUCCAGAUGUACCCAAAGCAAAAGACUUGAGAGCAUGGUUUGAUGCUGAAGGUAAAGAAACAACAUUGGCCUCUGUUGGUUCUGGUUUGAGCCCCUCUUCCAAAAAUGGAUCAUGGUCCAGUCAGUCUGAAAGGGUUUCCCUGCUUCAUAUAACCAGUAACUCAUCCCUGGGUGAGGGCAAGCCUGUGUUUUUCAGAAUUAAGGCAAGUAUCAGUUACAUCAAACCCGAUCAAGCUAUGUGGUAUCGUGGGUGCAAGACAUGCAACAAGAAAGUUACUGAGGCCAUUGGGUCUGGCUACUGGUGUGAAGGUUGCCAGAAGAAUGAUGAAGAGUGCAGACUAAGAUAUAUAAUGGUGAUGAAAGUUUCUGAUGCAAGUGGUGAAGCUUGGCUAUCUGUUUUCAAUGAACAGGCUGAGAAGAUAAUAGGCUGUACUGCAGAUGAACUAGAUAGGGUGAAAUCUCAGGAUGGAGAGAGUGUUUUCCAAGAGAAGCUGAAAGAAGCCACAUGGACUCCUUACCUUUUACAAGUUAGUGUUGCAGUUCAAGAGUACAACAAUGAGAAAAGGCAAAGGAUAACAGUGAGAGGUGUUGCCCCUGUUGAUUAUGUAGAGGAAUCCAAGUACAUGCUUGAAGAAAUGGCUAAGAUGAAUAUCAUUGCUUCUGCAUGAUAGAUAGAUAUUUAGUUGAUGUAAGUGUUGGUAGCAGAAGGCAUCCUUGCAAGGAUAUUUAUAUUUUUGUUUUAAUUAAAUUUGACUUGGGGUUCUUGCUUCUGCAAGAACAAGCCCUGCCCUCAAUGCAUAUGAGGAUUGAAGUUUUAAGUUUAUGGGAUAUAUAGCUAGGAUUUGCAUAUGUAAAUUUAAACCCAUUUGUCAUAAAUGAGUAAAUUUUGGAACACUCUAUUGUCA